AUGGAAAACAAGUUGAUGAAGGCAUUAGAAUCCGGAAAGUUUAAACUGGCAACCAUUUUGAUACAAGGUGGACACGACGUAAACUUCUCUUCUAACAAGGGUAUUUCGCCACUGAUGCUGGCGUGUAAAUUUGAAGCACUUGAAGAUGGUAUCAACCCAAAGCUAGAUAUAAUUCACAAACUACUGGAGAACAAAGCUAACAUACAUGCAACAGACAACGAAGGAAGAACAGCGCUAGUUUAUGCCAUGCAUUCAAAAUGUAAAGCAACAAUCACAAUGUUAAAAAAGCAAGGACUUGUGAUAACAAUAGAAGCUAAGACGAAGAAAAUAAAAGGUCACAACAAAAUGCUGUGGGAUAGUUUUGAUUUGGACGAGGAGUAA
Molecule: messenger RNA, 381 nt
Organism: Mytilus trossulus (common blue mussel)
Lineage: Eukaryota; Metazoa; Mollusca; Bivalvia; Mytilida; Mytilidae
Product: ankyrin repeat domain-containing protein 34B-like
Exons: 1
Coding region: 1-381 (126 amino acids)
Molecular function (GO): protein binding
Source: RefSeq, a predicted model, not a curated record